AGUGGGUCCUAUAUAACUGGGGAGGCAGCGGGCCGGAGGAGGCAGUCGUUUGCCAAGCCGCCCGUGAGAGGAGGAGCAGCUCCCUGCGCUCGAAAGGAAGGGAAAAGGCGACCUCGCGAUUAAUUUCAUCAACAUUCAUCUGCAAUGAAUACUGUUGAUUUGCCUCUGAUAUUUGAACUUGUGGAAGUGGAGAAUCUCACUGAAACCAAUGUGACCUGCAACAAUGGAGACUGUAUCACAGUGGACUCCUUGUCGUGCCCAAAUGUGCUUAGCAAAAGUGCUCUGCUCUAUACGCUCUCCUUUUUGUAUAUCUUUAUUUUUAUGAUUGGCUUAGUGGCCAAUUUUGUGGUAGUCUGGAUGAAUUUUCAAGCCAAAAUUACCAGCUAUGAAACUCACUUGUAUAUCUUCAACCUUGCUGUUGCUGACCUCUGUGUGAUCAUCACUCUUCCUGUCUGGGUGGUCUCCUUUGUUCAGCAUAGCCAGUGGAACAUGGGGGAAAUCACAUGCAAGAUAGCUCACCUUGUGUUCUCCAUCAAUCUGUAUGGCAGCAUCUUCUUCCUGACAUGUAUGAGUGUGGACCGGUACCUUUCAGUUGCUUACUUCAAAACUGCCAGCAGUGUUAAAAAGAAGAGACUCCGUUGCUGCAUUUGCAUCUUGGUAUGGCUCUUUGCCUUCUUUGCAGCCCUUCCUGAUACCUACUACCUUAAGACAGUUUCCUCCAACAAUGAAACCUACUGUCGUCCUGUCUAUCCAGAGGAGACUGCAAAGCAGUGGCUAGCUGGCACAGAGCUAACCUCUGUUAUUUUAGGUUUUGUCAUUCCCUUUCCUGUCAUUGCUAUUUCCUAUUGUCUUCUAGCAACAGCUGUAUCGGCCUCUAAUGAUCAAGAGAGGAAGAGUAAUGUGAAAAUCAUUUUUUCCUAUGUCCUCGUAUUCCUUGUCUGUUGGCUGCCAUACCACAUAAUUGUCUUGCUUGACUUCUUCUUGGCCUUCCAUUUCAUACCCUUCAGCUGCCAAAUGGAGAACUUCCUUUAUGCAGCCCUUCACGUUACUCAGUGCUUCUCUCUGGUUCAUUGUUGCAUCAACCCCAUCCUCUAUAGCUUCAUCAAUCGAAACUACAAGUAUGAACUCAUGAAGGCAUUUAUCUUUAAGUACUCAGCUAAAACUGGCCUUACAAAACUGAUUGAUACUUCCAAGGUUUCAGAAAUGGAGUACUCUGCUUUGGAGCAAAAUGCUAAAUGAUCAUUGCUUUGCAAAAGACCUUGCUGGGGAAGCAGAUAGCUCCUUCCCUAGUUACCUUGACUAUACUAUAUGCAUUUUACAGUAUAUAUUUUUUUAAAAAACAUAUUUUGCAGUUGUACUGAAAGAUAAAUAUAUUUAACCAUGUAUUUGAACAACAUUGUGAGUAUAAAAUGCUGUAGUUUUAAUAUUAGGUCUCCAAUUUUCUGUUGUAAGAGUAGACUGCAUAACAAAUGAAAAUUAUAUGUAUUUCUGAGUUGCUCUUCACAAAGAUUUUGUGACAAUAUAGCUGUAAUAUAGUUUUUAAAAUAUUCAUUAUUGCAUGUUAAUAUGUUUCAUGACCUUGGUCUAUUCGUUUCUUUCAGUGCCUCAUCCUCCUAUUUGUAAGUUAUUUUUUAAAUACUAUCUUUGAAAAUAAGAUGCAAGUGAUAUGCUAUUUGUGUGGGUGUGUGCGUGCACGCGUGCACAUGCGCAGGUGAACCUGAUAUUUAUUUUUAAAUUCUCUUUUGAAUCAACCUCAAGUAUUCCUGGUGACUCCAAUAUAGUUUUGGAGACAACAUUAUAGACGUGGUUUGCCAUUGUUCUCUUCUUCAGUUCCUUUUCUACAGCUCUGAAAUUCCCUGGAAGUCUUCAAUCCAAGUAGCAAUCAGAACAGAUUCCUACUCAGACAAAAUAAUAUGCAUCUCUGAAUUAUAGCUGUCAAAGCCAAAUCACAAAAAAAGGCUUUCAUACAGUAUCCUACUUGUGAGGUGCCUGUAUCAGCUACGAAUGGAUUCAAAAUAUUGAUGAACCGAGUGCAUCCAAAGUAGGCUUUUAUCAUGCAAUUCCCCUGCCACAAUCACAUAGACUUAUUGUGUGUGUGCGCGCAUGUGUGUGCAUCCAAAUGUAAUUGAUCUCUGUAACCCAUUUGUUCUCCUUUUUCUGAUCCUAAAAAUAUCCAAUAAACAGAUGUGUUAAGAAUGC
This is a messenger RNA of Python bivittatus (Burmese python), 2199 nucleotides long. It is a transcript of the gene ACKR3, whose product is annotated as atypical chemokine receptor 3. Lineage: Eukaryota; Metazoa; Chordata; Lepidosauria; Squamata; Pythonidae. Gene Ontology annotation, molecular function: chemokine binding; coreceptor activity; G protein-coupled receptor activity. Gene Ontology annotation, cellular component: membrane. Gene Ontology annotation, biological process: angiogenesis; chemotaxis; G protein-coupled receptor signaling pathway. The record is from RefSeq and is a predicted model, not a curated record.